This is a messenger RNA of Poecilia reticulata (guppy), 517 nucleotides long. The record is from RefSeq and is a predicted model, not a curated record. NCBI's taxonomy places the organism in Eukaryota, Metazoa, Chordata, Actinopteri, Cyprinodontiformes, Poeciliidae.
CCGCUUCUGCAGUUCUAUUUUGAACAUAAAUACGAGCAGCCACAAGCUUUCUCAGAGAACAGGGGGCUGUCAGAGAGAUAACACUGUGUCGUUCAGCUCUCUGGCACAGGUUAAGAAGCAGGGAAGAUGGAGCCCCGUUUCGGCAGUGCUAGCCCGCAAAGCGUCGCUUUCAAAAGCAGGCCCGAUGGGAUCCCCGGGCUUUCCUCGCUUAAUCUGCCCGACGUCAGCGGAAGGAGUUCGCACUGCAGGAAUCUGUUCUCCCCCGGACCAGCGACUGUGUUGUCUCCGGUCACCAAUUUGGCUCAGGACAUGAACAAUUUAGCAGGCCUUGGAAGCCAAUCUGAUACCCCGAAAAGGAGAAAGUAUCCCCCCCUGGAGAAGGUUCCAUCUUUCGCCUCAGACGUCUCAUCUGAUGCUGGCCUUGGCUUAGAUCUUCCUAGUCCUGUGGAUGGGGAAGUGGAAGACGCGUAAGUUUCUUUUUUUUGUUUUUGUUUUUUUCCUGUCCUCCUGUCUGUCC